AUGCACACUCCCUACUCUUCCUGGAAGAGACUGUUAUCUUUCUUCAAUGGCUUCACGGCGAUAUCUGGUGUGAUCCUCAUUGGCCGGGGCAUCUAUGGCAGCUUCAGAGGGGCUGUCCUGACGAGGGUCCUCGCGCUGUCCUCCGCAUACCUCCUUCACGUUGGCUCCCUGUGCCCGGCAAUGAGCUGCCUCACGGGGCUGCUUGGCUUUGCCGGGUGGUCUGGAGCAACCAAAGGAAGCAGAGACACUCUCUUGUUUGUUCAAGAAGUGGCCUUGGAGCACGUCUUCGCGACCCUGAGGAAGAAUCUUAAUCACAGUGAGCCAGACGACUAUUCCGCAGAAUGGAACUUGGUCACGGGGACGCUAAAGUGCUGUGGGGCAAGGAACUACACAGGCUUUUCUGGGUCUUCCUUUGAAAUGACUGCUGGUCCCUCGGACCCCAGGGGCUGCAGCCCACAAGGGUGACACCAUCCACCAGGGGGUCACUCAAGAUUUUGUUGGACGGCACUUAGAUAGA
Molecule: messenger RNA, 517 nt
Organism: Panthera uncia (snow leopard)
Lineage: Eukaryota; Metazoa; Chordata; Mammalia; Carnivora; Felidae
Gene: TSPAN16
Product: tetraspanin 16
Cellular component (GO): membrane
Source: RefSeq, a predicted model, not a curated record